This is a messenger RNA of Podarcis lilfordi (Lilford's wall lizard), 2860 nucleotides long. Lineage: Eukaryota; Metazoa; Chordata; Lepidosauria; Squamata; Lacertidae. The record is from the annotation of a GenBank genome assembly.
CUUGACAGUUAAAUGGUCAAAUAGGGCCUGUCUGACAGUUAGUGGAGAUAGGAUUGCUUUAGGGCUUGGAAAGUACCUAGAAAGGGCUUGGAUAGAGCCUGCUUAGAUGCUAGAUAGGUUAAAACUGUCAUAUAGUAGGUCUGAAUUAGGAGUUAGCUAGACAUGGCAAUCCAGUUUGUUUUCCCAGAGGGGAAAAUGAAGAUCCUAGAUGGGGCUGGAAGUGUUUUACUCGAAGUGUAAGACCAAAGGCCAUUCUAGAAGAAAUCAGUCUAUUCUGAGGCAUGUUUAAAGUUAGAAUUGUAAGAACCUUUCAGCUAUCUCUGUAUGGUGUGCUUAUUUCAUACAAAGUAUUGUGCCUUGUCAGAGUAGAUAUCAAGCUACAGCCCUCAUCAAAUGAACAUAAAUAAAAUUCUAAUUUUGAUCCCAAAAGUGCCUCAUCCUUACAUUGACCCACUGGGCAGGGGAUAAGUGGCCACAGGUUCUCCUUUCACAUAAGUGCAAUACUUUACUGCUGGUUAUAAAGAAUUACCUUGCUCCUAUAUUUAUUGCAAAGAUCGUCAUAUAACUCCCUUCUCCUCCCCAAAAUUUGAAUGCAUAAUAAUAAUUAGUAAUAAUAAUAAUAAUAAUAAUAAUAAUAAUAAUAAUUUAUUAUUUAUACCCCACCCAUCUGGCUGGGUUUCCCACUCUGGGCGGCUACCAGCAAAAUAUUCGAAUACCAUAAUUCAUCAAAUAUUAAAAGCUGCCUUCAGAUGUCUUCUAAAAGUCAGAUAUUUGUUUAUUUCUUUGACAUCUGGUGGGAGGGCGUUCCACAGGGUGGGUGCCACUACUGAGACCUCUGCCUGGUUUCCUGUAACUUCGCUUCUCACAGUGAAGGAACCGCCAGAAGGCCCUUGGAGCUGGAAGCUGGAUCUCAGUGUUUAAACACCCACUAAUUUCAUUUAUGCAAAGGUACAGCCGCUUUCUGUGUGCAAUGACGUUUGCCAUCCAGGUUACAGCAAGAGCAAGAAGGAAGAAAAACCUUUCUGCUGCUAUGAUUGUCUUCCAUGUCCAGAAGGGAGGAUUUCUAACUUAAGAGGUAAAUACAUUUUAUUCAUAGCAUUUUCCUCAGGUUAUAAACUGCUAUCAAUCACUUGUUCAACACAGUUUAUAGACAAGAAUUUACUUCAUAUUUAAAUGUUCCAAAUUUAGUGUGGGUGGUGAUACCCACAGCAUUUCUUUGUUGUUUAGCAUAGUGUUCAGCUUCUCAGAAGAAAAGGAAAGGAAAGGAAAUUUAGAAAUAAACAGGAUUUGAGCAUACCAGGACAGAAAGAAUAUGUAGUUCACAAUAACUCUUGCUUUGUGAUGUUCCAGGAAUUAAAAUACCAUCAGUGAGGGGAUCUGCUAUGCGCAUAGUCAUGCAAAAGUAACUGAGAUUGUGUACACUGGUUUUGAGCUAGGUGUCACCAUACACGGUUUUUUAAAUUCACUCAGCUGUAUUGAAUUCAGUAAUGUACUGUACGUAGAAGUACAUCCAUGUAUAAAACAAAAUUUGUUUCCUUUUUUAGAUGCAGAAUACUGCACUCAAUGUCCAGAAGAUCAUUAUGCAAACAAAGAACAAGAUUUGUGUGUUCCAAAGAAGAUCAGCUUCUUGUCAUACAAAGAACCGUUGGGGAUAAUCUUAGCUAAUUUCUCUCUUUCCUUUUGUUUUAUCACAGCUUUGGUGCAUGGGAUAUUCAUUAAGCACAAGGACACUCCCAUAGUCAAAGCCAACAACCGGAACAUCACCUACACUCUCCUCAUCUCCCUCUUGCUCUCCUUUGUUUCUGCUUUCUUGUUUAUUGGCCAGCCGCAUAAAGUUAUGUGUCUCUUUCAACAAGCUGCUUUUAUCAUGAUAUUCUCUGUGGCAGUUUCUUGUAUUUUGGCCAAAACGACUACAGUCAUUUUAGCUUUCAUGGCCACCAAGCCAGGGUCCAGUAUGAGGAGAUGGAUGGGAAAAAGACUGGAUAUUUCUGUUGUUGUUUCCUGCUCCCUAGUUCAAGCUAUUCUUUGUACUCUAUGGCUGGCAAUCUCUCCCCCUUUCCCUGAUUUAGAUGCACAUACAAUGGCUGAAGAGAUUGUUCUGGAAUGUAAUGAAGGAUCGGCCAUCAUGUUUUACUCUGUCCUGGGCUAUAUGGGCUUCCUGGCCAGUAUCAGCUUCACUGUGGCCUUCUUAGCCAGAAAGUUGCCUGACAGUUUCAAUGAAGCCAAGUUCAUCACCUUCAGCAUGGUGAUGUUUUGCAGUGUGUGGCUGGCAUUUGUCCCAACCUACCUGAGCACAAAGGGAAAUACAUGGUGGCUGUGGAGAUCUUCUCCAUCUUGGCCUCUGGCGCUGGGUUACUGGGCUGCAUCUUUGCCCCUAAAUGCUAUAUCAUUUUGAUUAAACCUGAGUUGAACAACAGGGGGCAGCUAAUGAGAGGAAAGUACAAAUCACAAAUUGGAAAGUCCCAAUCUAGUUGAAGUUGGAUUGAAUGAGUGCCAACAAACUCAAGCUCAUUCCAGAUGAGACUGAGGGACCUUUGGUGGGCAGUUCCCUAGACUGUAUGGAUGGGACGUUGCCUGCUCUUGAUGUGGUUACACUCCUUCUGAAGGAGUGGGUAAAUAGGUGGGGGUUACUUCUUGAUCCUUUGCUCUUGCUUGAGGCACAGGUGGCCUUCGUGGCAUGGAGUGCCUUUUAUCAGCUUCAGCUGGUGGCCCAGCGCUGCCGCUUUCUGAACAGGGGAAACCUAACUUGUGUUGUCUAUGCUGUGGUAACGUCUAGGUUAGAUUACAGCAACAUGUUAUACUUGGAGUUGUUUCUGAAGAUCCUUUGGAAAUUUCAGCUGGUGCAGCAUUUGGAGGCCAG